Molecule: messenger RNA, 1368 nt
Organism: Dendronephthya gigantea
Lineage: Eukaryota; Metazoa; Cnidaria; Anthozoa; Malacalcyonacea; Nephtheidae
Product: zinc finger protein 454-like
Exons: 2
Coding region: 274-1116 (280 amino acids)
Biological process (GO): regulation of transcription by RNA polymerase II
Molecular function (GO): RNA polymerase II cis-regulatory region sequence-specific DNA binding; DNA-binding transcription factor activity
Source: RefSeq, a predicted model, not a curated record
UUCCUACUUCAUUGUUUGAUAAGGAGGAUGAUGAUGUUCUGCUACAUCAUGCUGCAUUUCCCAUCACUCCGUGCGCGCCUCGUGUUAUCUUACGACCCUAUACGUCAUACGUUAGUACAAAGCGUCUACGAAUUCGAGAAAAGUGAUCCAUUGCAAGGAAUUUGUCCCUUGUAACAUUUUUAAAGAAAAAAAGCAACUUUAUAUUAUAUAUUGAAAUUUAUCCCUUAUUGCUUUGUCUGUAAGCAAAUCUUGAUUGUAUACAUAGUCUGGAAAAUGACCGAAAAUCUAUCGGUGAUAUGGGGGAGACCUAGUGUUAUUAAGUGGGCUGGCAAGGAUUUUGCUCCUGAUAUAAUUUCCAAGAAAGAAGACCUUGACUCCACCACAGUAGGAAGUGUACAGGCGUAUGAAAUCUCUCAACCAGUACAGAAAGGCAAAAAUUCCGACCAAUCAUUUAAACAGACCACCAAGAAUAGCGAAUCUUUGUUCCUUAAAUCUACGGAUGCAGAAAAAAAGUAUGGCUGUGAGAUAUGCAAGAAACGUUUCAAAUGGCGUUCCCAUUGGAAAUCUCACGAGAGAAUACAUACUGGAGAACGACCUUUUCAAUGUGAGAUUUGUGCGAAGCGCUUCACCAGAUCUGAUGGUUUACAGUGCCAUAAAAAGGUCCACAUUAAGAUCGGAAAACCACGCUCCUCUGAGACACAACCACAAGCAAGUUAUUUGCUCUCAAACAGUGUUAUUGAAGGCGUGGGUUGUUUAAAACAAGACAAAGUAUUCAUUUGUGCGUAUUGUGGAAGGACAUUUGGCAGUCUUCGUGGAUAUUGCAGACACACCGAUAAGAAACACAAAGAUAAAGAUGAUCUAAAAUGUCAUAUCUGCAACACUAUUUUCAACAGACCAAGUGCAUUGAAGAUCCACAAUCGCGUUCACACAGGAUUGAAACCAUAUCAUUGCAACAUUUGUUCCAAGUCGUUCUCUAUACGAGGAAACCUCAAACGACAUUUAUUUAUACACAGCGGAGAAAGACCUUAUAGCUGUAGAUAUUGUUCAAGUUGCUUUAAUACGUCUAGUCAUUUAACAAGACAUAUUAAAUCUAAACAUAAGAACUAUUUGAAUUGAGGAAUAACAACAGUAGGGAUCACUUGCUGGCUCAUAGAAUAUUAUAUAAUUAUUUAGUGUUGUUUGACACGCCAGAUAUAUGAAUUGGAGAGGCUGGAGAAAAGCUUUCUCUUCUACGUAUACAUGGAAAGAAAUUUGUCAGUGUGCAUAUAACUUGCAUGUGCAUGUAUGUAUAUUAUAGUAACAUGUUUUAUAUACGAUGCAACUUGCUUGCUUGUUCGCUUGCUAUUGCUUAAUCUAUACGGUGCUAUU